UUAAAAGCAACUAAAGACAGAGGAGACCAAAAAUAAGCAACCAAGAAACUUAUAGACACUGAGGCAGACCAAUAAUAAUGUCUAAAAAUAAGUUGAACUCAAUCUUUCUUUCGCCCUAUCUUAUCUUUUGUUACUAAACCUAUUCAUUCAACAAAAUCUUAAAGAUAGAACAAAAGAUGGAUUCAGGACUAUCUUGGGCUGAUCAAUGGGAUUACAACUCUGACCCUCCUUCAAAUUCAAAUAAAGAAGACGAUAAGAAGAAGAAAAACAAGAAGGAAGAUGGAAGCAAAAGCAGUUUGGGGAAGGCCAUACUUGGCUUCAAAUGGGUCAAGGAACUUCGCAAGAAAUCUGAUAAUAAAUUACAUGUUUCUCAAGAUGAAAAGACAUUCACACUUGGGCUUGAAGAGGCAUAG
Messenger RNA from Brassica oleracea var. oleracea, 413 nucleotides. RefSeq lists its product as uncharacterized. The coding region runs from base 177 to 413 and encodes 78 amino acids. Lineage: Eukaryota; Viridiplantae; Streptophyta; Magnoliopsida; Brassicales; Brassicaceae. The transcript has 2 exons. The record is from RefSeq and is a predicted model, not a curated record.